This is a messenger RNA of Aspergillus fumigatus Af293, 1251 nucleotides long. RefSeq lists its product as uncharacterized. Bases 1 to 1251 code for a protein of 416 amino acids. NCBI's taxonomy places the organism in Eukaryota, Fungi, Ascomycota, Eurotiomycetes, Eurotiales, Aspergillaceae. The record is from RefSeq and is a predicted model, not a curated record. The transcript has a single exon.
AUGGAUUAUAGGUCGGACAGGCUGUCAUCCCACCACGGAGUCCAACUAUCGCCCUCACUUUCUGGCCAGAAAUGGUCACAGCUCACACCGUCUCACUCCCGUCCGGUAGUCGAGACUGUUGGUCCAUCUCAUCAAGCAAGCUCCGGCCGUUAUAGAGUUGCUCUAGAUACCUCUGCACGGACAUACCGCACCACUGCCUUACGUCAAAUCAAUGGGAAUCACAGACCUCCGUCCUGGGUCAAUCGCCAGGCCAAUCGUUCUGGCAAUCGGUCCUCGACGUUAGCGUCUCAGCCAGUACUGGUUCGGGCGUAUUCUGGAAGUACAGAUGACACUGGAGAAAUAUCCAAUAUGCCUUCACGGCUGUCAUUUCCAUUCUCAGUUCGGUCUGGAACGCCAAAGCGUGGCCCAAGCCUUCCCUCAGAAGAUGACUUUAGUAUUGAUGGCAUUCUGCGAGCCAUCGAGCCUGAAAUUCGAAAUACUUUGGACGCGAUUGGCGAAAUAUGCGGCCGAAGCAAACUCAGUUUGGCCAACGAGUAUGGGAGUCAUAUCGCACCCUUGGGAGAGAUUCGGGCUCCCCCUGGCGGUCUCUUGACUGUCGAGGAAGCCAGUUCGGACCAUGAGAGACAACCUGAUGAUGCUAUGAUAAUUUUUGACGAUGACAGUAACAGUGUCAUGGGUGUGCGAGAUUACACCACUCUGCCUCAAUAUCGUUACUUAGAACAGACCAGACCAUCUACAAUCCCCCCUUCUACGAUGGGGUAUCACUCAUUCGUGCCGUUCUCUGUCGCAGAGGGCUUGUCUGUCCUCGCGCAGUCUGCCAAUCUCGAUGAAAACACCUCGGACCCCGUUGCAGAUUCAUUGCCUGCGACUAGGGAAUUCAUGUCGAAGCCGAACUCAAGCGGUCGAACAUUGCUCGGAAAGCAGAGCGAGUGCAUUACAGAGGACCAUCUUAAGAGUAUUUUGACACCUGCGCUGGUAGCAGAGAUCCGCCUCGAGGCACAAGCCAACGGCCAUUCAUUACACGCAUUACCUUCUGACUCUCGCCGAGGCCAGCUGUCCGCAGCAGAGAAUGGUGAUACCGCGACAAGGGAUGGUGGACAGACAGAUAAACUGUCUGUACUGACAGACGUGCAAGCGCUGUUCAACUGGCUUAGGAACGCUUCUCAGGACGGUCAACCUCGGUCCGCUGAAAAGCUGCUGCGUGCCAUGCUCGAGAAACAAAAUGAACAUCCGCCAAGGAACACAUGCUAG